Messenger RNA from Diprion similis, 1284 nucleotides. Its product is annotated as methylenetetrahydrofolate reductase. Gene Ontology annotation, molecular function: FAD binding; methylenetetrahydrofolate reductase [NAD(P)H] activity. The transcript has 5 exons. The record is from RefSeq and is a predicted model, not a curated record. Gene Ontology annotation, cellular component: cytosol. Gene Ontology annotation, biological process: tetrahydrofolate interconversion. The coding region runs from base 314 to 1276 and encodes 320 amino acids. Lineage: Eukaryota; Metazoa; Arthropoda; Insecta; Hymenoptera; Diprionidae.
AUGAAAUCGAAUCUUUUCACAUUACUAUGCAUUUUUCAGGAAACAGCUCUGGGCGGGGCUUGCAUGGCGAUUAGUGAAGUCUUAAUACGCAGGUCCAAGACAAGAGGAAAAUUACAUUCGUGACGUUGUUCGCCGCGACAUUGAUGGCCCGGGUCAAUUAUUACGUAAAAUUGGCUCGGCCUCUCUUAUCUAAGAGGACACAGAUGCAAAAUGAAUGCGAAAAAGUAAAGCCACGCCUUUGCUGAAAACAAGAUUCAACGUUACACACUUCCACUUUUCUCCUGGAUUUAUAGUAGCAGUUUAGCAGUUCAGUAUGCCAUGUGGUUACGGUCUGUUCAACAUGCCUGAAGAUCCACGUGCGGGCCACUCUCGAAACUCAUUCAGAGGUAAAAACGUCGAGUUAUCGGUUAAGUUAGCGGAGAAAAGCUCAAGCAACGAACUGUUUUGUAGCUUUGAACUUAUCUCGCGUCCAGAUGGGAGGGAGGAGACUUACCAGCAAAUGUUCUCGGUAUUGGAACAAUGCAAUCCAUUAUUUUAUUCAAUCACCUGGCACAAGGUGGAGAAUGUAUCAGCAGAAAAUCAUCCCUCGCUGAAGUUGUUUGAAAAAUGUUCAAACAUCAAAUUGCUUCAUUUGACAGCGAAAGGAUCGACUCGUGGAACUGUUAUGCACGUGUUAAAUCGUGCACUUACAGUUGAAAAAAAAAAUAUAUUCGCUUUGCAAGGAGAUUCUGACAAACUUGAUGUUGAAUCAACUGCUACAGAUUUUCCAUACGCUGCUGAUCUAGUGAAAUUCAUACGUGCUGAAUUUGGAUCGAAGUUCUCAAUUUGUGUAGCAGGAUAUCCAGACAUGCAUCCAAAGUCUCCUUCAAAAGAAUCUGACCUGUUUUACUUGAAGGAAAAAGUCAAUGCCGGGGCAGAUUUCAUUAUAACUCAAACAAUUUUUGAAUCACAAGUAUUCAUAAAGUUUGUGAAAGAUUGUAGACACAUAGGAAUCAACAUUCCAAUAAUUCCAGGAGUAUUUCCGAUUUCGGAUUUCAAAUCAUUGCAAAAUUUGUCCAAAAAUUGCAAAGCUAAAAUACCCAACAAUAUACUGCAAGAUUUGGAAUUAAUCAAAGAUGAUGAUGCAGCUGUACAAGAAUAUGGAAUGAAUUUGUCAACGAGAGUUGUCAAGGAAAUAUAUCAAAGUGGAACAGCCAAUGGGAUUCAUGUAUUCACUUUAAACAGAGCGAAGUUGGCCUUGGAAUUUUGUAAACGUGUUGGAUUCUGCAAGGUGUAAAAAUUGUG